Mauremys mutica (yellowpond turtle) is the source of this 1611-nucleotide messenger RNA. Its product is annotated as zinc finger protein OZF-like. Gene Ontology annotation, biological process: regulation of DNA-templated transcription. The record is from RefSeq and is a predicted model, not a curated record. The transcript has 3 exons. NCBI's taxonomy places the organism in Eukaryota, Metazoa, Chordata, Testudines, Geoemydidae. Bases 21 to 1472 code for a protein of 483 amino acids.
GAGCCCUCUACAGGGACGUCAUGCAGGCGAAUUAUGAGAUUGUGACCUCACUGGGACUCCCCAUUCCCAAACCUGACCUGAUUGUCCGGCUGGAAGCUGGGGAAGAGCCGUGGGUCCCAGAUCUUCCGGCCUCCGAGGAAAGGAAGUUCUCAAGAGGCACUUGCACAGGUGAUGAGACAAUGAGUGAGAAUGAGGACGGGAAUCUACUGCAGGAAUGUCCUGAACAAGUGGAACUGCAGGGGACAUUACUGAAAGAAGCUGAAGGGAAUUUUUCCCAGUGCUUGGAACAGAGGAAAGGCUGGAGUAAUUGGCAUGGGUCAGAGAGGAAGCUGGGAAACUGCCAAAGGAAUAAAGUGUCUGAAUCUAUUGGAUGUGGGGGAGGAGGCAAGGAUUCCAAAGAAACCACAGUUCAGCAGACAAAUGAGAACGAAAAGAACCCCUAUACAUGCUUGGACUGUGGGAAAAGCUUCAGUCAUCGCUCAAAUCUGACUAGACAUGGGAGAAUCCAUACUGGAGAGAGACUUUAUAAAUGCUUAGACUGUGGGAAAAGCUUCAGUCGGAGCUCAAAUCUUAUUAGCCAUAGGAUAAUCCACACAGGAGAAAAACCCUAUAAAUGCUUGGACUGUGGGAAGAGCUUCAGUCAGCGCUCAGGCCUUAUUAACCAUGGCAGAAUCCACACUGGAGAGAACCCCUAUAAAUGCUUGGACUGUGGGAAAAGCUUCAGUCAUCGCUCAAAUCUUAUUAGACAUGGGAGACUCCACAUGGGCGAGAGACUUUAUAAAUGCUUGGACUGUGGGAAAAGCUUCAGUCGGAGUGCAAAUCUUAUUAGCCAUAGGAUAAUCCACACUGGAGAGAAACCCUAUACAUGCUUAGACUGUGGGAAGAGCUUCAGUCGGAGCUCAAAUCUUAUUAGCCAUAGGAUAAUCCACACUGGAGAGAAACCCUUUAAAUGCUUGGACUGUGGGAAGAGCUUCAGUCAGCGCUCAGGCCUCAUUAGCCAUGGCAGAAUCCACAUGGGAGAGAACCCUUAUAAAUGCUUAGACUGUGGGAAAAGCUUCAGUCGAAGCUCAAAUCUCAUUAGCCAUAGGAUAAUCCACACUGGAGAGAAACCCUAUAAAUGCUUGGACUGUGGGAAGAGCUUCAGUCAGCGCUCAGGCCUUAUUAACCAUGGCAGAAUCCACACGAGCAAGAACUCCUAUAAACACGACUGUGGGAAGAGCAUCAGUCAGUGCUCAGGCCUUAUUAGCCAUGAGAGAACCCACACAGAAGAGAGACCCUAUAAAUGCUUGGACUGUGGGAAAAGCUUCAGUCGGAGCUCAAAUCUUACUGUUCAUAGGAGACUGCACACGGGAGAGAGACCCUAUAAGUGUUUGGACUGUGGGAAAAGCUUCAGUCGGAGGGCACAUCUUAUUAGACAUGGGAGACUCCACACUGGUGAGAAACCCUAUAAAUCCAUGGUUCUCAAACUUUAACAACCCGAGGUCACCCCUUUUGAUUUAAAAAUUUGCAUGGACAUCGCCCCCCCCCCCCCAGCCACGACUCAGCCACAGGCCCCGCCCCGCUCUACCCCUUCUUCCAACCCCCCACCUCUGCCCCUCCUCUUCCCUGCCU